This is a messenger RNA of Aspergillus nidulans FGSC A4, 1080 nucleotides long. RefSeq lists its product as uncharacterized. The transcript has a single exon. Bases 1 to 1080 code for a protein of 359 amino acids. The record is from RefSeq and is a predicted model, not a curated record. NCBI's taxonomy places the organism in Eukaryota, Fungi, Ascomycota, Eurotiomycetes, Eurotiales, Aspergillaceae.
AUGACAGAUUAUCGGCUGCCGAUGCAUCAAAUACCUUCGCGGAAACCCGUUCCUUCUGCGCACUCCGGGCCUCAGUUUCAGGCCUAUCAUCAUAAUGCAUACCAACAACAACAGUAUCAGCCUCACCAACAGGCUCAACAACUCUUCCCCCAUCCCUCUGUUGCUUCGCUUGCGCACAGCCGGAACCGAACGACCUCCUCGAACGUUUUGCCGUAUGCAGGGCAUCCACAGCAUCACCACCCACAACAGCCGUAUACUACCGGCCCAUCCCCACAACACAGUAUGACCGUUCCGUAUAACCCCUUGGCAAGGCGCUUGUCAAGUGCAACCACCUCGACCACAUCCACAGGUAACAAUGGGGAUGUACGGCGGAGCACGUCAUCCCGAUCCGCUGGAUCUCAGAUGAGCUAUGUGGCUUUGUUGCGCCGGCAAAAGGCAACAGUCUGGUGUGACCGUGCACAGGCGGAAGAUCCCCGAUUGCGACAACAGAAGCUAGUAGAUAAGAAGCGAGCAUACCUCGAAGUUCACGGUGCAGGCGCCGGACGUGCAAGUACUCUCGGAAGCGGAAAGGGCAAGCAUGGCAAUAAAGUUACGGAGCUCUCUCCUUCUGCGCUUGUUGGCGCUACCGUCCCGGUUCGACUCAGUGCCAACGAGGUGGGCGAUGCCGACGACGAUGCCCGCAGCGAUAGGGAUUUUCCGUAUCGUCGGACAGGGAGCGGCCGGAGCUCUCUCGGCAGCGGCCAUCGUUAUCCUAGCGGCUAUCAACGAAACACAGCGAGCAGCGGUAACACGCCACCGAACGAAAAGACGGAUCUUCCAGGAGUUUCUGAGGACAAAGCUGGAGAGCAAAAGGAUACCAACAUUGCCAAGGACGAUGGUGCCACAACCAACAGUCGCAACAGUGAGCAGGAAGAUAGUUUCGGUACCGUUGGGGAUAUGGGUGCACCGAAUGCUGCUACUCUGGCCGAGCAAAAGGCCAAAAAAGCAGCCGAUCUUCGGCGCCGAGGCAGUGUGGACGAUAGGACAACCUCAAUGACCAACGUGCGACUCUUUGUCGCCAACCCAGAUCUGAGCGAUUAG